AUGGAAGAUCUUUCUAUUGAUAUUAAAUCUGAUUUGUUGGAAAAAUUCUUAGAUAUUAAGAUGGACUUAUCCUCUUUGGCGGGGAGAUUACAGAGAAUAGAGGAUAGACAGGAAAAUGUUGACCAACAGCUACAAGACUUGAAAGUUGCACAGAUUAAGUUGACAGAAAAAUAUAACAUAAUGGAAGACAAACUACGUGAUCUUGAAGAUAGAUCUAGAAGCUUAAAUUUAAGAUUUAGAAAUGUACCAGAGGACAUUACAGAUGAAAAGCUCCUGGAUUAUCUAAAGGAGUUAUUUGACUGUUUGGGAUUAUCCUCUGAACAAUAUGAUAAUAAUCUGUCUUGGCUUCACCACCUCUUUCAAAAGAAACAGGAUCAAAAAUUCCCGAGAGAUGUUAUCGCUGCUUUUGUCUCAUUGGACUUUAAACGCAAGGUGUACCAGAGAGCAAGAAAUACAGAUAUUAAGCAAGAAAAAUUCAAGGCAAUAAAAGUAUUAACGGAUGUCUCAUUUCUUACAAGACAACAAAGAAAUGUAUUUUCGCCGGUGUUUCCUUCUUUAAAGAAAUAUAAUAUUAAAUUUAAAUGGAACCAACAAUCAGCUCUACAAAUUUACCAUAAGGACAUUUGGAAGACCUUCUCAACAUUAGAGCAAGCCUGGUUAAAAGACAAUAACUUAUAG
Messenger RNA from Pelobates cultripes (western spadefoot toad), 678 nucleotides. The record is from the annotation of a GenBank genome assembly. Lineage: Eukaryota; Metazoa; Chordata; Amphibia; Anura; Pelobatidae.